Funneliformis caledonium is the source of this 675-nucleotide messenger RNA. The record is from the annotation of a GenBank genome assembly. Lineage: Eukaryota; Fungi; Glomeromycota; Glomeromycetes; Glomerales; Glomeraceae.
AUGACCGAACACCACAAUCACCUGCAGAAGGGCGUAGGUGCUUUAAGAGGCGGAAGAAAUGAUCAAGCAAACAUCAGGGCUUUAUCAUCCUCGCUUAACCAUCCAAGAAGAUUAAGUGGUGGUUCUAAACAACUACCGCCUUUACCUCCUCCACCUGUGGCGAACAAACUUGCUCUGGUGGAACAAACUUUAGAACAAAAAGAGAAUAAAGCACCAAAUGCUUUAAACAUCUAUCGGAAAAACUACCUUUUGUAUCUUAAAUCGGAAAACCAUACGAUGUUGGUCAAUGACUCUCGGUUUUCAUCAAUGGUUUCUGCUGCGUGGCAACAAGAACCGCCGGUUGUGAAAGAGUAUUAUGAAAAGAUUGCUGCUGAAAUUUCAAAACCACAACAAAAUUUGGGAGUUCAUAUUAACACAAACAAUGGAAGCGAGCUGGUUGAUCCUAGAAUUUUUGUAAGCGAUGAACAAUUUGAUUUUGCCUUGUAUCGCAAUUCAGACGACCAUCAUUUAGUUGCUCCCCCUACACCUGUAUCGCUACCUUCAACACCAGCCGAGCCCAAGUUACCUCUGUUCGACUCCUUUGAUUCUGAUGAAGAAACAGAAUAUGACACUGUUAACUUCUUUCCCAGUUUAGACUCUAUUGGAAGGAGACCCUUAUCAAUUUCAAAAAAGUGA